Eremothecium cymbalariae DBVPG#7215 is the source of this 822-nucleotide messenger RNA. It is a transcript of the gene SOL4, whose product is annotated as 6-phosphogluconolactonase SOL4. The transcript has a single exon. Gene Ontology annotation, biological process: pentose-phosphate shunt; carbohydrate metabolic process. Gene Ontology annotation, molecular function: 6-phosphogluconolactonase activity. Lineage: Eukaryota; Fungi; Ascomycota; Saccharomycetes; Saccharomycetales; Saccharomycetaceae. The record is from RefSeq and is a predicted model, not a curated record. Bases 1 to 822 code for a protein of 273 amino acids.
AUGGUCAACGUAUAUCAAUAUUCUGAGUCCCAGGAUUUAGCACAUUGGUUGGGUCAGUACAUCGUGGACGUCCAGAAUGACGUGCUGAACAAGAAGAACGGGGGUACUGGAUCUAGCUUCAAUAUAGCGGUCAGCGGAGGAUCUUUAAUAAAAGUGCUCGAGCGGGCGUUGCUCCAGGAUGCUGAGAUAGCGCCACAAGUGCAGUGGUCCAAGUGGAAUGUGUAUUUCUGUGAUGAGAGAUUAGUUUCUCUAGAGCACCCUGAUUCCAACUUCGGAGCGUUUAAGAAGUAUGUUCUCGAACCGUUGGCCUCUUCUGGAAGUCACAUACUCCCUACUGUAUACACAAUCAAUGAGUCGUUACUCGAAAAAGGUACCAAAGAAUAUAUAGCCGAAGAUUACUCAACCCUACUUCCCGAAGGUGCUAUCUUGGAUCUGAUUCUCCUGGGAUGCGGGCCGGAUGGACACACCUGCUCACUAUUUCCCGGAAAACAGCAUCGCUAUUUGCUCGAGGAUCGUGACCGCCCAGUGGCAUGGUGUAAAAAUUCCCCCAAACCCCCAAGUGAUCGAAUUACGUUUACAAUGCCUGUUCUGGAGAAAGCAACAGCGUUAGCGUUCGUAGCUGAAGGAAGUGCCAAAAGGAAUGUGCUGGAGAUGAUCUUCAAACAGAAAGAUUUGACACUACCUUGCUCUCUAGUCAACCACCAUUGCGAGAAUAAGGUAUCUUGGUUCGUAAACAACGAAGCCCUCGAGGGACUUGGUGUCCCAACAACUACUUAUCCCAAUAAGAACUCUAGAGAUCAUCUUCUGUCUACCCGUAUGUAA